This is a messenger RNA of Paralichthys olivaceus (Japanese flounder), 1175 nucleotides long. Lineage: Eukaryota; Metazoa; Chordata; Actinopteri; Pleuronectiformes; Paralichthyidae. The record is from RefSeq and is a predicted model, not a curated record.
GUGCUAGCUCGUCCGACACCCAGCGGCCAGAAGCGGCAGAGAGCGGACAGGGAGCCCGCAGCUGCCACCUCAACAUGGAGUAGCCUGAGCUCCAGCGGCUGCUGCCCGAGAAGCGGACCCCACGGAGAGGAGUGCGACGCGGCCUCUGCAGAGUUCCCCCCCUCGCCCGGAACACUCCCGCAGAUGCUCCAGCGGCGGACAAUUUUCUGCAAACGCGACGGGAAGCUCGGCUUUUAUUUGAAAAGAUGGCGAACGACUCUCCGGCUAAAAGUCUAGUUGACAUAGACUUGGCUUCUCUGCGGGAUCCAGCUGGGAUAUUCGAAUUGGUGGAGGUGGUUGGAAAUGGCACCUAUGGACAAGUAUACAAGGGACGACAUGUCAAGACUGGACAGCUGGCUGCCAUCAAGGUCAUGGACGUCACCGAGGAUGAAGAGGAGGAAAUUAAACUGGAGAUCAAUAUGCUGAAGAAGUAUUCCCACCACAGAAACAUAGCUACCUACUAUGGCGCUUUCAUUAAGAAGAGCCCCCCAGGACACGACGACCAGCUAUGGCUGGUGAUGGAGUUCUGUGGAGCUGGUUCCAUUACAGACCUGGUGAAGAACACCAAGGGGAACCAACUGAAGGAAGACUGGAUCGCUUACAUCUCCAGAGAGAUCCUCAGAGGUCUGGCCCACCUUCACGCCCACCACGUCAUCCACCGUGACAUCAAGGGCCAGAAUGUCUUGCUGACUGAGAAUGCGGAAGUCAAACUAGUGGACUUUGGUGUGAGUGCUCAGCUGGAUCGGACCGUGGGCAGGAGGAACACCUUCAUCGGGACUCCUUAUUGGAUGGCCCCCGAGGUCAUCGCUUGUGACGAAAACCCAGACGCUACAUACGAUUACAGAAGUGAUCUGUGGUCCUGUGGUAUCACAGCUAUUGAAAUGGCUGAAGGAGCACCACGUGAGUAUCAGCUUUUAUUACUAUCAGAGUUUAUAUCCUGUUUCGGUCUGUUAAAUUCUCACUGUUGCAUCUGUGCUUCUUCUUUCAGCACUUUGUGACAUGCAUCCUAUGCGUGCGCUCUUCCUCAUUCCCAGAAACCCUCCUCCCAGGCUCAAAUCUAAAAAAUGGUCCAAGAAGUUUUUCAGUUUCAUCGAGGGCUGCCUGGUGAAGAACUACACGCAGCGCCCGCCGACGGA